Sodiomyces alkalinus F11 is the source of this 1039-nucleotide messenger RNA. RefSeq lists its product as hypothetical. Lineage: Eukaryota; Fungi; Ascomycota; Sordariomycetes; Glomerellales; Plectosphaerellaceae. The record is from RefSeq and is a predicted model, not a curated record. The transcript is spliced from 2 exons. Bases 167 to 916 code for a protein of 249 amino acids.
UGGCCGGAUUCGUCUCCAGUUUCCCAUUCUUUAAGUUGCUGAGAUAUUAAAGCCCCUGUCGCCCACCGUUAUUACACUCCUGAAUAGAGCAACACAAGUUAUAACUUAUUCACAACCAGGCCAACACCAAACCAGUCCAAGCCAACCCCUCAGCCCAGCCGCCACCAUGACGACCCCCAAGGAAGCCCACUCCCGACAAUACUCCCACAUCAACGGCACACCCGAAGACCUCCUUCACCGUCUAGCCAUCUCCGAACUCUGCAAAGGCUGGCCCGUGUACCGCGAUGCCUCGGAGUGGAUGAACUUUCGCUCCCUCUUCGCCCAAGACGCUACCGUCUGGACCACCUGGAGCGGAGCCCGUUCCGUCGACGACUUCAUCGCCAUCUCCAAAGCCGGCAAAGCCUCAGGCGCCUUCAUCCAGCACCGCGAGUGCGGCACCCUCGUGGAGCUGAACCGCGAGAUGAACCGCGCCGUGGGGAAGAUGAAGGCGACCAUCACGCAGCGCUUCGUCUCGCCCGAGGGAAUCGAGUACGACGUCGACUGCGACUGCCGCUUCCUCUUCUUCUGUACCUACGUCAAUGAGUCGCCGAUGAUGAUGAUGGAGGGCGACAGCGCCAGCGGCACGGGCGCCGGCGUGGAGGAUGUCAGUGGUGGCGAGUGGAAGGCGCAGUACGUGAAGCUGAUUUAUGAAAAAGACCGCCUCGUCCCCGUGGAUGGCGUCAACGUGCCCAAGUUUGAGCUGGAGGAGCUGGAGAAGUAUCCCGUGGGAUAUCGCUACCUGAGUGUGGCGCAGGCUUCGCUGGGACAUGAGAUCGAUACGAAACUGGCGACGGUGAAGGAUAUUGGUACCUUCGAGAGAAUGUAUGCUUGUAUGGAGAAGUGGCUGGAUGGGGAAGAUCCAGAGCUGUUCUGGUAGGGACCAGACUGGAGCUUAGAUGCACGAGGUUGGACUUGAGAUCACUCCGGCGCCCCCAUAGCACGGGCAAGGGUCGUGUUAUGUUAUCAACCAAAAGGCCGUUCACUCCGUAGCCCAGGCAGG